AUGUUCAGACGACCCUCACUGCCUACCCACUUCCCUGAGCUGCUUACCAAGACUUUCGAGGCCGCUGUAAAGUCCGGCGAUCUCAUCUACACAGAGAGUACACAGGAAUCUGCUACUGAUAACGGAGUUGAUGUGCGAUACACAUUUGCUCCUGCCCUGGCCAAAAAGCCCACUAAGGACGACAACAAUGGCGACGAGAAGACUGAGAAACCCAAGUUCAACCCCUUUGAGAAGCCCGACCCCAAGCUCAUGCUCGUACCCGACUUUGGAGACUACUCUCUGGUUCUGAACAAGUUUGCCAUUGUUCCGAACCAUUUCAUGUGCAUCUCCAAGAAGGUGAUCCCCCAGACUGCUCCCCUGACCCCGAAUGAUCUGGAGUACUCUUACGCCGCUUUGCAGGCAGCCCAAUCGGAUGGUGCCAAGUACAUUGGCUUCUUCAACUGCGGACCCAAUUCUGGAGCCUCUGUGGAUCACAAGCAUAUUCAGUUCAUUGAGCUGCCGAAGGACUUCACUCCUUUCCCCGAGUCGGUAAUCAAAGCAAAGGGACGAGACUACAAGCCCGGUCAGCAGCCUUUGUCGUCCGAAAAGGUGCCCUUUGCACACUUCAUUGUGCCUUGGGAGGCAGAGUGGGCUGAGGAAGAUGCUAAGGCCGAUAACGACACUGAGGUGGCCAUUGAGGACCCCGUUGCCGAGGAGCUGGGAUUCAAAUUCAGCACUGUGUUGUCCCGAGUUCUGACCGAGCUCAGAGUCAAUGAUGCUCCCAGCAUCUCAUACAAUGUUGUCUUCACCGACAAAUGGGUCAUGGCUGUGCCUCGAAGCAAGGAGUCAUACAAGGACAUCAGCGUGAAUGCUACUGGAACCGUAGGUCUAUUGCUGGCCAAGUCUCAGGAGCAGCUGGACAUCUUCAAAGAGGAAACCCCUCUCAAGGUGCUUACUGAGCUGGGAUUCGUGAAGCCUGAGGAGGAGGAGCAUCCUGAGUACGACUACUAG
This is a messenger RNA of Yarrowia lipolytica CLIB122, 990 nucleotides long. RefSeq lists its product as uncharacterized. NCBI's taxonomy places the organism in Eukaryota, Fungi, Ascomycota, Dipodascomycetes, Dipodascales. The record is from RefSeq and is a predicted model, not a curated record. Gene Ontology annotation, molecular function: ATP:ADP adenylyltransferase activity; ATP binding. Gene Ontology annotation, biological process: nucleotide metabolic process.